Messenger RNA from Haliotis rubra (blacklip abalone), 1020 nucleotides. RefSeq lists its product as uncharacterized. The transcript is spliced from 3 exons. The record is from RefSeq and is a predicted model, not a curated record. The coding region runs from base 189 to 785 and encodes 198 amino acids. NCBI's taxonomy places the organism in Eukaryota, Metazoa, Mollusca, Gastropoda, Lepetellida, Haliotidae.
CAAGAGAGCGGCAGUCACUACAGUGGGAAGUUCCUGACUCACACAGGAAACCCUGGGUGGUACAGAUAACUUUCUUCGACCGACCAGGAAAUUAAUUAAAUACCACUCAAAUACCGCCAUGAAACUGAAUUCAUUGUUGCACGAAAAUUAGAUACGCCAUUUCUAUGUAAAGUGAAUGUGAGUUAGAGAUGCUACCAAGGGACCGUCUCCAUGUCGUGGCGCUGAUGUUGACUGCGCUCGCCUCCAUAUUUCAGUGUGUGGGUGUGCUGUUCCCCAACUGGUGGGUGUUGAAGGAUACUUCCACGAAGAACGUUGUGGCCACGUUCUCACUAUUCGGUCCGGUGAGAUGCAGUGACAAUCUUUGUUUCCCGGAGGAUGUUCGAGUGAUCUCUGUACCUGAAGGCAUGACGCCUCCGUCAGCCGUACCUAACGACAACGCAGCCUGGUUGACGGUGGGCCGGAUACUGAGUGUCGUUGGAGUCACCCUCGUCCUGGCGACUGUAGUGCUUCAACUGAUCUUCCUCAAGGCCAGCUACCGCGCGCUACAGCUGGUCGCCAACUCCUUCCUGGUCACUGCAGCUACCGUCAGCUUUAUCACAGGAUUCUUUUUCAUCUUCAAGUUCGUAACUCUCACUGAGGCUUAUGUAAAUCUGCGGCCGCUAGGCGCUGACACAUACCCGGCAGCACCCGGAUGUAUAUUGUUCUCGGGUGUCAUCUGCGCUGUGGCUGCACUCUUCACCACCCUGGCGUUCAAACCACCCCGUAAAGCUGCCAUUCUUAUUUGAGCGGGUCCACUUGAGCGGGUCCACUUGAGCGUCGUGUAAUCGUCACUUUCACACCGUCAUGUACACAAAUAAGCUUGUUGUUAGUUCUCACACAUUCCAAAACAUUCUUGUUUAACAACCGCUGAUCUUCCGAGUGUUGGACAAGUUGGUCCUUCAUGAGUAUACUCUGAUGCGAGAGAUUUCUGUUUGACGAAUUUAUGGUGGACAUGCAAAUAAAAGAUCACAUCAAAGAACC